AUGAUCAUCUCCAUGCACGAUCCAUCUGCUCAGUGGGAUGUGUUAACUGAGGACGAGAUUAAUGUUAUCAAAGGCAGAUGCGAGGAGUUGCUGGACUGGUUCACCUACUUGGACGCGGAAAAUCUUACGAAUUACGAGGUUGUCAUUCCGAAGGACUAUCUACAGAGACGCCGGGAUAAGCCAUGUUUCGAUCCUCAUCAGAUGAAGGACAUUGCUGAUCGUUUUGAAGAGAAGGGCGACAUCUUUUUCGAAAGCGAGUUUGACAUGACUCGAGAACAGCUGAUACUUGAAACCUACUGCAGUCCGAUAGAUUGCUGUUUGGCCCUCACUAUGGCUUACUGUGAGGUGAGCGGUUGGCCGUAUUCGUGUGACUGGAGUGCAAUCCAGUACUCAAAUAAGACUUGGACUGAAGAGGAACAAAACGAGUUUGACAAGCUAACACGAGAAGAAGCAAAGCGACAAUGGGACGCUACAAAGGCCUUUGUCAUGGAUCCAUCGUCAACCGGUUUCCAACCGAGUGAUCAUAUGAGGCAAUGCGCUGUAAUGGAAAAUCAACUCAAGGCUUUGAUGGCAACCGCGGACAAGGUUCAUGCUGAAAUGCAAGAGCUCAUCUCUGCCAUGGGUGCCACUGCUUUGGCUGAAAAGCAUGAAGAAGUUGUGAAUGAACGUCGAGAAGCGAUCAACAAACUUGUGCCACCAAGCUUACGCGAAAGACCAUCGCUGACAGAAGAGGAGUUGGCAGAGAUUGGAUUGUGA
Molecule: messenger RNA, 756 nt
Organism: Ostertagia ostertagi
Lineage: Eukaryota; Metazoa; Nematoda; Chromadorea; Rhabditida; Trichostrongylidae
Source: the annotation of a GenBank genome assembly